ACUGGUGUGCUGCAUUGCCUUAGUCACAUCACAUGAUUUGCACGUGAUUCUGUUGUCGUCUUGAAAGGAAAGUGAGUAUUUACUGUACCAUUUGAUUUCAAUGUAGCUACAAUAUUGUAAAAACACAUGCUUCAAACUGUAUUUGUACAAUUCAUGACAAUCAGGAGUAACUUGUGAACUUUGACCCACUCUAUAAUCAUACAGCACUGUCUGUUGAGAAAUGCAGAAUGAGAACUGUGACAAGGCAGGCCGUUUGCCAAUCAGACAGUAGCUACAGCUGAAUAAACUCAUAAGCUCACUAUGUUCCUGAACUAGUACUGCUUAUAUUGACAUGAACUGACUUUAUAUAAAUACAUAUAAUGUGUCAUUCUCAUCUGUGAAAGGAGAGUAAGUUGUGAUUGUUUUGACAGACCAUUUAGCCAUGUCCUGUUCUAUGAGAAGUCUGGUGGAGGAUGAUGACAGAUACCUGAAGUCCUUCCAGCUGUUCCUGGAGCGCUCCUCUGAACACCAGUGCAUGCAGGACUUUAUCCAUGGCAUCCUGCCUGACAUACUAGCCAGGUAACAGUUCUGACAUACUAGCCAGUUAAAAAUUCUGACAUACUAAUCAGGUAACAGUUCUGACAUACUAGCCAGGUAACAGUUCUGACAUACUAGCCAGGUAACAGUUCUGACAUAGUAGCCAGGUAACAGUUCUGACAUACUAGCCAGGUAACAGUUCUGACAUACUAGCCAGGUAACAGUUCUGACAUACUAGCCAGGUAACAGUUCUGACAUACUAGCCAGUUAACAGUUCUGACAUACUAGCCAGUUAACAGUUCUGACAUACUAAUCAGGUAACAGUUCUGACAUACUAGCCAAUUAACAUUUCUGACAUACUAGCCAGGUAACAGUUCUGACAUACUAGCCAGGUAACAGUUCUGACAUACUAGCCAGGUAACAGUUCUGACAUACUAGCCAGGUAACAGUUCUGACAUAAUAGCCAGGUAACAGUUCUGACAUACUAGCCAGUUAACAGUUCUGACAUACUAGCCAGGUAACAGUUCUGACAUACUAGCCAGGUAACAGUUCUGACAUACUAGCCAGUUAACAGUUCUGACAUACUAGCCAGUUAACAGUUCUGACAUACUAAUCAGGUAACAGUUCUGACAUACUAGCCAAUUAACAUUUCUGACAUACUAAUCAGGUAACAGUUCUGACAUACUAGCCAGGUAAUAUUUCUGACAUACUAGCCAGGUAAUAUUUCUGACAUACUAGCCAGGUAACAGUUCUGACAUACUAGCCAGGUAACAGUUCUGACAUACUAAUCAGGUAACAGUUGUGACAUAUAAGCCAGGUAACAGUUCUGACAUACUAAUCAAGUAACAGUUCUGACAUACUAGCCAGGUAACAGUUCUGACAUACUAGCCAGGUAACAGUUCUGACAAACUAGCCAGGUAACAGUUCUGACAAACUAGCCAGGUAACAGUUCUGACAUACUAGCCAGGUAACAGUUCUGACAUACUAGCCAGGUAACAGUUCUGACAUACUAGCCAGGUAACAGUUCUGACAUACUAGCCAGGUAACAGUUCUGACAUACUAGCCAGGUAACAGUUCUGACAUACUAAGUAACAGUUCUGACAUACUAGCCAGACAACAGUUCUGAAAUACUAGCCAGGUAAACAAUACUAGCUAGAUAACAGUUCUGACAUACUAAUCAGGUAACAGUUCUGACAUACUAGCCAGGUAACAGUUCUGACAUACUAGCCAGGUAACAGUUCUGACAUACUAGCCAGGUAACAGUUCUGACAUACUAGCCAGGUAAACAAUACUAGCUAGAUAACAGUUCUGACAUACUAGCCAGACAACAGUUCUGAAAUACUAGCCAGGUAAACAAUACUAGCUAGAUAACAGUUCUGACAUACUAAUCAAGUAACAGUUCUGACAUACUAGCCAGGUAACAGUUCUGACAUAAUAGCCAGGUAACAGUUCUGACAAACUAGCCAGGUAACAGUUCUGACAUACUAGCCAGGUAACAGUUCUGACAUACUAGCCAGGUAAAGUUCUGACAUACUAGCCAGGUAACAGUUCUGACAUACUAGCCAGGUAACAGUUCUGACAUAUUAGCCAGGUACAGUUCUGACAUACUAGCCAUUAACAGUUCUGACAUACUAGCCAGUUAACAGUUCUGACAUACUAAUCAGGUAACAGUUCUGACAUACUAGCCAAUUAACAUUUCUGACAUACUAGCCAGGUAACAGUUCUGACAUACUAGCCAGGUAACAGUUCUGACAUACAGCCAGGUAACAGUUCUGACAUACCUAGCCAGGUAACAGUUCUGACAUACUAGCCAGUUAACAGUUCUGACAUACUAGCCAGGUAACAGUUCUGACAUACUAGCCAGGUAACAGUUCUGACAUACUAGCCAGUUAACAGUUCUGACAUACUAGCCAGUUAACAGUUCUGACAUACUAAUCAGGUAACAGUUCUGACAUACUAGCCAAUUAACAUUUCUGACAUACUAAUCAGGUAACAGUUCUGACAUACUAGCCAGGUAAUAUUUCUGACAUACUAGCCAGGUAAUAUUUCUGACAUACUAGCCAGGUAACAGUUUCUGACAUACUAGCCAGGUAACAGUUCUGACAUACUAAUCAGGUAACAGUUGUGACAUAUAAGCCAGGUAACAGUUCUGACAUACUAAUCAAGUAACAGUUCUGACAUACUAGCCAGGUAACAGUUCUGACAUACUAGCCAGGUAACAGUUCUGACAAACUAGCCAGGUAACAGUUCUGACAAACUAGCCAGGUAACAGUUCUGACAUACUAGCCAGGUAACAGUUCUGACAUACUAGCCAGGUAACAGUUCUGACAUACUAGCCAGGUAACAGUUCUGACAUACUAGCCAGGUAACAGUUCUGACAUACUAGCCAGGUAACAGUUCUGACAUACUAAGUAACAGUUCUGACAUACUAGCCAGACAAACAGUUCUGAAAUACUAGCCAGGUAAACAAUACUAGCUAGAUAACAGUUCUGACAUACUAAUCAGGUAACAGUUCUGACAUACUAGCCAGGUAACAGUUCUGACAUACUAGCCAGGUAACAGUUCUGACAUACUAGCCAGGUAACAGUUCUGACAUACUAGCCAGGUAAACAAUACUAGCUAGAUAACAGUUCUGACAUACUAGCCAGACAACAGUUCUGAAAUACUAGCCAGGUAAACAAUACUAGCUAGAUAACAGUUCUGACAUACUAAUCAAGUAACAGUUCUGACAUACUAGCCAGGUAACAGUUCUGACAUAAUAGCCAGGUAACAGUUCUGACAAACUAGCCAGGUAACAGUUCUGACAUACUAGCCAGGUAACAGUUCUGACAUACUAGCCAGGUAACAGUUCUGACAUACUAGCCAGGUAACAGUUCUGACAUACUAGCCAGGUAACAGUUCUGACAUAUUAGCCAGGUAACAGUUCUGACAUACUAGCCAGGUAACAGUUCUGACAUACUAAGUAACAGUUCUGACAUACUAGCCAGGUAACAGUUCUGACAUACUAGCCAGGUAACAGUUCUGACAUACAAGCCAGGUAACAGUUCUGACAUACAAGCCAGGUAACAGUUCUGACAUACUAGCCAGUUAACAGUUCUGACAUACUAAUCAGGUAACAGUUCUGACAUACUAGCCAAUUAACAUUUCUGACAUACUAAUCAGGUAACAGUUCUGACAUACUAGCCAGGUAAUAUUUCUGACAUACUAGCCAGGUAAUAUUUCUGACAUACUAGCCAGGUAACAGUUCUGACAUACUAGCCAGGUAACAGUUCUGACAUACUAAUCAGGUAACAGUUCUGACAUACUAAUCAGGUAACAGUUCUGACAUAUAGCCAGGUAACAGUUCUGACAUACUAUCAGGUAACAGUUCUGACAUACUAGCCAGGUAACAGUUCUGACAUACUAGCCAGGUAACAGUUCUGACAAUACUAGCCAGGUAACAGUUCUGACAACUAGCCAGGUAACAGUUACUAGAGACAUACUACGAGUAACAGUUCUGACAUACUAGCCAGGUAACAGUUCUGACAUACUACAGGUAACAGUUCUGACAUACUAGCCAGGUAACAGUUCUGACAUACUAGCCAGGUAACAGUUCUGACAUACUAGCCAGUAACAGUUCUGACACAUACAACUACAGGUACAGUUCUGACACUACUAGCCAGUGUAACAGUUCUGACAUACUAAGCAGGUAACAGUUCUGACAUACUAGCCAGUUAACAGUUCUGACAUACUAGCCAGGUAACAGUUCUGACAUACUACCAGGUAACAGUUCUGACAUACUAGCCAGGUAUAAUUUCUGACAUACUAAGUCAGGUAACAGUUCUGACAUACUAGCCAGGUAAUAUUUCUGACAUACUAGACCCGGUAACAUUUCUGACAUACUAGCCAGGGUAACAGUUCUGACAUACUAGCCAGGUAACAGUUCUGACAUACUAACUCAGGUAACAGUUCUGACAUACUAAGCAGGUAACAGUUCUGACAUACUAAUCAGGUAACAGUUCUGACAUACUAGCCAGGUAACAGUUCUGACAUACUAGCAGGUAACAGUUCUGACAUACUAGCCAGUAACAGUUCUGACAUACAAGCCAGGUAACAGUUCUGACAUACUAGCCAGUUAAACAGUUCUGACAUACUAGCCAGUAACAGUUCUGACAUACAAUGCCAGGUAACAGUUUCUGACAUACUAGCCAGGUAAAUUUCUGACAUACUAGCCAGGUAACAGUUCUGACAUACUAGCCAGGUAACAGUUCUGACAUACAUAGCAGGUAACAGUUCUGACAUACUAGCCAGGUAACAGUUCUGACAUACUAGCCAGGUAACAGUUCUGACAUACUAGCCAGUAACAGUUCGACAUACUAAUCAGUAACAGUUCUGACAUAUAAGCCAGUAACAGUCUCAUCAGCAGUAAAUUCUGACAUACUAACAGUAACAGUUCUGACAUACUAGCCAGGUAACAGUUCUGACAUACUACAGGUAACAGUUCUGACAUACUAGCCAGGUUAACAGUUCUGACAUACUACCAGGUAACAGUUCUGACAUACUAGCCAGGUAACAGUUCUGACAUACUAGCCAGGUAACAUUCUGACAUACUAACCAGGUAACAGUUCUGACAUUACUAGCCAGUAACAGUUCUGACAUACUAAUCAGGUAACAGUUCUGACAUAUAGCCAGGUAACAGUUCUGACAUACUAGCCAGUAACAGUUCUGACAUACUAGCCAGGUAACAGUUCUGACAUACUAGCCAGGUAACAGUUCUGACAUACUAGCAGGUAAACAGUUCUGACAAUAGCCAGUAACAGUUCUGACAUUCUAGCCAGGUAACAGUUCUGACAUACUAAGUAACAGUUCUGACAUACUAGCCAGACAACAGUUCUGAAAUACUAGCCAGGUAAACAAUACUAGCCAGACAACAGUUCUGAAAAACUAGCCAGGUAAACAAUACUAGCUAGAUAACAGUUCUGACAUACAAGCCAGGUAACAGUUCUGACAUACUAGCCAGUUAACAGUUCUGACAUACUAGCCAGUUAACAGUUCUGACAUACUAAUCAGGUAACAGUUCUGACAUACUAGCCAAUUAAAAUUUCUGACAUACUAAUCAGGUAACAGUUCUGACAUACUAGCCAGGUAAUAUUUCUGACAUACUAGCCAGGUAAUAUUUCUGACAUACUAGCCAGGUAACAGUUCUGACAUACUAGCCAGGUAACAGUUCUGACAUACUAAUCAGGUAACAGUUCUGACAUAUAAGCCAGGUAACAGUUCUGACAUACUAAUCAAGUAACAGUUCUGACAUACUAGCCAGGUAACAGUUCUGACAUACUAGCCAGGUAACAGUUCUGACAUACUAGCCAGGUAACAGUUCUGACAAACUAGCCAGGUAACAGUUCUGACAAACUAGCCAGGUAACAGUUCUGACAAACUAGCCAGGUAACAGUUCUGACAAACUAGCCAGGUAACAGUUCUGACAAACUAGCCAGGUAACAGUUCUGACAUACUAGCCAGGUAACAGUUCUGACAUACUAGCCAUGUAACAGUUCUGACAUACUAGCCAGGUAACAGUUCUGACAUACUAGCCAGGUAACAGUUCUGACAUACUAGCCAGGUAAACAAUACUAGCUAGAUAACAGUUCUGACAUACUAAUCAGGUAACAGUUCUGACAUAUAAGCCAGGUAACAGUUCUGACAUACUAAUCAAGUAACAGUUCUGACAUACUAGCCAGGUAACAGUUCUGACAUACUAGCCAGGUAACUGUUCUGACAUACUAGCCAGGUAACAGUUCUGACAUACUAUCCAGGUAACAGUUCUGACAUACUAGCCAGGUAACAGUUCUGACAUACUAGCCAGGUAAACAAUACUAGCUAGAUAACAGUUCUGACAUACUAAUCAGGUAACAGUUCUGAUUUACUAAUCAGGUAACAGUUCUGACAUUCUAGCCAGGUAACAGUUCUGACAUACUAAGUAACAGUUCUGACAUACUAGCCAGACAACAGUUCUGAAAUACUAGCCAGGUAAACAAUACUAGCCAGACAACAGUUCUGAAAAACUAGCCAGGUAAACAAUACUAGCUAGAUAACAGUUCUGACAUACAAGCCAGGUAACAGUUCUGACAUACUAGCCAGUUAACAGUUCUGACAUACUAGCCAGUUAACAGUUCUGACAUACUAAUCAGGUAACAGUUCUGACAUACUAGCCAAUUAACAGUUCUGACAUACUAGCCAGGUAAUAUUUCUGACAUACUAGCCAGGUAAUAUUUCUGACAUACUAGCCAGGUAACAGUUCUGACAAACUAGCCAGGUAACAGUUCUGACAAACUAGCCAGGUAACAGUUCUGACAAACUAGCCAGGUAACAGUUCUAACAAACUAGCCAGGUAACAGUUCUGACAUACUAGCCAGGUAACAGUUCUGACAUACUAGCCAGGUAACAGUUCUGACAUACUAGCCAGGUAACAGUUCUGACAUACUAGCCAGGUAACAGUUCUAACAUACUAACCAGGUAACAGUUCUGACAUACUAGCCAGGUAACAGUUCUGACAUACUAACCAGGUAACAGUUCUGACAUACUAACCAGGUAACAGUUCUGACAUACUAGCCCAAGUAUGGCUACAAUUCCCAGGAUACUUAACCCCAUGUUAGACAGAACAUCUCAAGGGCAUUUCUUAGGAUGUAAUUAAGUCUGUUUCUUCCCCAGCAUUGGAGAGGGAAAAGCCAAUCUUAAUAUGAUGGGAGUUGGAAGUGGAGCAGGUGAGAAAGAACCAUGGUGUCACAAAGGAUUAAACUAUCAUAGAUAAACAUUUGUUGAGCAAAUUCAAAUAUUUACUCUUUGUUUAACCCUUUACACUGGUACGGGUUGAAAAUGGCUGAUUUGUGCACUGAUAAAAGCCUAAAUUGGAACGCAGUGGCUUUACAGUAACAUGCUAUACAUUUUACAUUUUAGUUAUUUAGCAGACACUCUUAUGCAGAACGACUUAGAGUAGCAAUCACAAUUAAGUGCCUUGCUCAAGGGCACAUCGACAGAUGUUUCACCUAGUCGGCUCAGGGAUUCAAACCAGUGACCUUUCGGUUACUGGCCCAAUGCUCUUAACCGCUAGGCUACCUAAAUGACAUCAGAGCUCUGUCUCUGCGUUUCACACCGCUGUAUGGGUUUUGACUGACAGUCGUUCUGAACUUGAGUCUGAGUGAGGGAAAUGCUGUAAAUUAAAAGGACUCUAUGUAUUUUCAAAGAUGAGACAUUGAUCCAAUUUGUAAGUCGCUCUGGAUAAGAGCGUCUGCUAAAUGACGUAAAUGUAAAUGUAAUUGAGGAUUAUAAUAAAUACCGCUUUGAUGUCAUACAAGCAAGCCAAACACCCGUAAGUCCAAAUGUGAACUUCACAUUUGCAUAUCAUAAACCUCAAGUGGUAUACAGUGUCAAUGUUUAUGAUCACUAUCUUGAUGUACAGUUCCAAGAUGACGUCAUACCAUGGGUUGUUCUGAACAGAAUGAGCCCAUGUUUGUUUAUUGUGAACAAAAUUUGCCGCUGAAAACGAACCUGAAUGCACUCAAUUCCUUUCUAUACGCAUCAAAAUUAUGAUCUGUUUCCCUGAAUUGCAUUGUGAAAGCCUAACACUGUAAUAUUGUAUUUUAGAACUUAGCUUGUCAUGCUGGCAAUAGAACUGUUUUUGGAUUGCGUAAACAACAACAACAAUUGUGUGAUGGUGGAGAUGCAGAGUUGUGUUCCAAACAUAACAAUUACAAGUGUGCUUGCUUUAGUUCCUCAAUGGCACAGCUAGGAGAGCUAAAAAAAACCACCUUUUAGUUGAAUCCUCUUCUUUGAGUUAUAAAGGUACAUUGAAAUUACUUAGGAACUGUGCACACUUUGGAGAGGUGUGGCCACCUGGAGACACCAGUUAGUCCUCUCACUCAAACCCACAGUCUGGAGAGGUGUGGUCACCUGGAGACACCAGUUAGUCCUCUCACUCAAACCCACAGUCUGGAGAGGUGUGGUCACCUGGAGACACCAGUUAGUCCUCUCACUCAAACCCACAGUCUGGAGAGGUGUGGUCACCUGGAGACACCAGUUAGUCCUCUCACUCAAACCCAGAGUCUGGAGAGGUGUGGUCACCUGGAGACACCAGUUAGUCCUCUCACUCAAACCCACAGUCUGGAGAGGUGUGGUCACCUGGAGACACCAGUUAGUCCUCUCACUCAAACCCACAGUCUGGAGAGGUGUGGUCACCUGGAGACACCAGUUAGUCCUCUCACUCAAACCCACAGUCUGGAGAGGUGUGGUCACCUGGAGACACCAGUUAGUCCUCUCACUCAAACCCACAGUCUGGAGAGGUGUGGUCACCUGGAGACACCAGUUAGUCCUCUCACUCAAACCCAGAGUCUGGAGAGGUGUGGUCACCUGGAGACACCAGUUAGUCCUCUCACUCAAACCCACAGUCUGGAGAGGUGUGGCCACCUGGAGACACCAGUUAGUCCUCUCACUCAAACCCAGAGUCUGGAGAGGUGUGGUCACCUGGAGACACCAGUUAGUCCUCUCACUCAAACCCACAGUCUGGAGAGGUGUGGUCACCUGGAGACACCAGUUAGUCCUCUCACUCAAACCCACAGUCUGGAGAGGUGUGGUCACCUGGAGACACCAGUUAGUCCUCUCACUCAAACCCAUGUCAUUGUUUUGUCAUAUGUUGCACCUACCCCACAUUUUCCAGCAGUAUUCUUAUCAUGUUCCUGAAUGUAUCAACAAAUGCGGAAAAAAGGACAGUAAAUGUAAAAUGCACAUAAAAUCAACAGCGUAAUGUUUGGAUUCAGUUUUGUGUCAGGUGAAUUGUUGUGUCCUCACCUUUGGUCUAAUAAUUUCCCCAUAAUCUCCAAACUGUUUCCUUUCAAUUGCUACCAUGGUUAUGCUUUUCAGAUUUCUUCUGUAAGAAACAUUUAAAUGUAGCCCUAUCCAUAUAGGCCAAUUCCCACGAGUGUAAAGGGUUAACAAUGUUGAUAACAAGAGGAGUAAUUAGCCUGUGAUAUUAUUGGUAUUACAUCCACUGUUCGGCUAAUCAUAACUGAUGACAAAUGAUCAUUGAUAUCCAUGAUUUACACAAUGAACCUGACUUAUUGGGUAGCUGUCCUGUGGAUCUUACGCUUUCUGUUUGAAAGACAUACACCUUUUGAUUUUUACUUCAUACCUGAUUAUGAUCACAUACAUUUUUUGAUUGUUGCACUGUUGAACACUUGUAAUCAUUCUCCAUCUUGUAGACCGCUAUCCAGCUGUCAGAUACUCAUUCACCUUUCCAUUACUCUUCUAUCAUUUUUCAAUCCAAUCAAUGAAACUAUCAGAGGACUUUGAUUACUCUGAAUCUGUAUCUAGUAGAAAAUCCCCUCUUCCAGCUCUCGUUCCAGCUCUUCACAGGGUUUCUCUUCCUAUAUUAGGAUAGAAUAGGAUUCACUUUAAUAUCCCCAAACACACAGUACUCCUGUAUACAAAAAUAGACACUGGUCAUUACCAGUGGCGGUUCCUGAAAGAAUUCUCAGGGGGGGGGCAAUUUUUCUGAUGAUUUAGGUGACCUACACACAUUUAAAAAAAGAUAUGUCCAGCAACAACAUGAAGACAGGGGCAGCAUAUAUGUCAAUACCAGAAGCAUUUAUUGACUGAUCUCAAAAGUGUUGGCUUACCAGGGUUGGUGGAGCCCUCAGUUUCAUCUUUGCCUCGCAAAGCUAACUCAAACACUCCGCAAAACUUCACACACUGGAUUAGCCGGCUGAGGAUGUGGCGGUUCUUGCUAACCUCAUCGUUGUGGCGGCGGACAGCUAGCCUGUAUCCCUCAUCCAGUUGAGUGGCAAUGUUCACUCUCCCCAAAGCAGACAAUCUCAAACAGCUAUCCAUGUGGGUCUUUGACAGCUCAUGUUUCUUAAUCUUUUCUGAAAGAUGGUGCAUGUCCGUUACACCAGUCGCUGUCCAAGCGGUGCUGUCUGCCGUGCCGCCUUCAGGGUGAAAGAGUAAGCAAGUGUAGCAGAAGACUGCAUUAGCUACAUCGCAGCCUGCUAGCCAGGUUUUUCGUUCGUACCAAUUUUUGGAAAAUCCUCGGGUGUAGGACUUUCCCCCUUUAGUAGAAACCUGUUGAAUUAUUAAAUUUGGUCUGGGAGGUCCUAAUUGUUUCGUUGCCAAUUUAUCUUGAUUUGUUCGCCGACAAAAAGGAACUUCUUUCAAAGAGACAAUCGAGUUGCACUGAACGCUAGCCAUCUUGACAGUAGUACGUGAAUUGAUUGACGCUGCUACCCGCUCUUUUCUUAGUUACGUUCAUGGUUAUGUUACGUAUGACAAAAGCGCGUAAGUGCAAGCCCUCAGAAACCCAUAGAGAUUGUAUUGAAAGCUCUGAUAUUUGAAAAAAAAAGAUUUUACAUGAGAGUCUAUGAGAGACUUCUGGGGCGAUUUUCAACCUGACUGAAAUCGCCCCAAAAGGGGCGGGGCCAUUUGAAGCACGACUUUAGCCUGAUUGGACAUUUAGUGGCAGAUCAGACGUCUAGAUUAGAACACUGAUAACUACUGUUGCCGUGAUAUAAUUGAUUAGAAAAAAAAUCCCUUCCUUUUCCCGUUUGGCAGUGCGUCGCCCAUAUCGCCCUAAUGAACACACCGCCCCUGGUCAUUACACACAACAUAAUACAUACAGUACAUUCCACAUUACCUGUCCUCUCCUCAGGUGAGAUAGACGUACCUGUAGGAUUGUCUCAGCUGUUCUCUCCUGUUCUCAGGUGAGACCUACAGUAUGUGUUUCCCGUUUUACCUACAUCACCUGUCCUCUCCUCAGGUGAGAUUGACCUUGAGAUGUUCUCUCAGCUGCAUCUGAAGCAUCCUGCAGUAACCGUGGACAACCAGGUGGUGGAACCCAGCGCCCAGCAGCUCCACCUCUAUAAGGGUAUAUAGUUCAGUAUGAUUACACCUCUAUAAGGGUAUAUAGUUCAGUAUGAUUACACCUCUAUAAGGGUAUAUAGUUCAGUAUGAUUACACCUCUAUGAGGGUAUAUAGUUCAGUAUGAUUCCAUCUCUAUAAGGGUAUAUAGUUCAGUAUGAUUCCAUCUCUAUAAGGGUAUAUAGUUCAGUAUGAUUACACCUCUAUAAGGGUAUAUAGUUCAGUAUGAUUACAUCUCUAUAAGGGUAUAUAGUUCAGUAUGAUUACACCUCUAUAAGGGUAUAUAGUUCAGUAUGAUUACGCCUCUAUAAGGGUAUAUAGUUCAGUAUGAUUCCAUCUCUAUAAGGGUAAAUAGUUCAGUAUGAUUACACCUCUAUAAGGGUAUAUAGUUCAGUAUGAUUCCAUCUCUAUGAGGGUAAAUAGUUCAGUAUGAUUACACCUCUAUAAGGGUAUAUAGUUCAGUAUGAUUCCAUCUCUAUGAGGGUAAAUAGUUCAGUAUGAUUACACCUCUAUAAGGGUAAAUAGUUCAGUAUGAUUACACGUCUAUAAGGGUAAAUAGUUCAGUAUGAUUCCAUCUCUAUAAGGGUAAAUAGUUCAGUAUAUAGUUCAGUGUAAUUAUAUGAAUGUACUGUAUAUAUUCUAUACAUAUAGUUUGUAUCUUAGGAUAACUUAUUUUGUUGAAUUACUUCAUAUAUCUUUAUCUUGUGUAGUGUUGGUGUCCCAGAAACCAAACCUAGACUAUAUUAAAUUCACUUGGAACAAGAUGACGGCCGCUGAGUUUGAGAAGCACUGGAGAGAGAACCAUUUGUCCAAGAAGAUGGACUUCAUUCACAUGAUACAGGUAGAACUACCCACAUUUUCCUAUUUUGUUGCAUUACAACCUCUAAUUUAAAUGGAUUUUUAUUUGGAUUUCGUGUAAUGGACAUACACAAAAUAGUCCAAAUUGGUGAAGUAAAAUGAAAAAAAUAACUUGUUUCAAAAAAUUCGUAAAAAUAGAUAAUGGAAAAGUGGUGCGUGCAUAUGUAUUCACCCCCUUUGCUAUGAAGCCCCUAAAUAAGAUCUGGUGCAACCAAUUACCUUCAGAAGUCACAUAAUUAGUUAGAUUGCACACAGGUGGACUUUAUUUAAGUGUCACAUGAUCUCAGUGUAUAUAUACACCUGUUCUGAAAGGCUCCAGAGUCUGCAACACCACUAAGCAAGGGGCACCACCAAGCAAGCGGCACCAUGAAGACCAAGGAGCUCUCCAAACAGGUCAGGGACAAAGUUGUGGAAAAGUAGAGAUCAGGGUUGGGUUAUAAAAUAAUAUCCGAAACUUUGAACAUCCCACGGAGCACCAUUAAAUCCAUUAUUAAAAAAUGGAAACAAUAUGGCACCACAACAAACAUGCCAAGAGAGGGCCGCCCAUCAAAACUCACGGACCAGGCAAGGAGGGCAUUAAUCAGAGAGGCAACAAAGAGACCAAAGAUAACCCUGAAGGAGCUGCAAAGCUCCACAGCGGAGAUUGGAGUAUCUGUCCAUAGGACCACUUUAAGCCGUACACUCCACAGAGCUGGGCUUUACGGAAGAGUGGCCAGAAAAAAGCCAUUGCUUAAAGAAAAAAAUAAGCAAACACGUUUGGUGUUCGCCAAAAGGCAUAUGGGAGACUCUCCAAACAUAUGGAAGAAGGUACUCUUGUCAGAUGAGACUAAAAUUGAGCUUUUUGGCCAUCAAGGAAAACGCUAUGUCUGGCGCAAACCCAACAUCUCUCAUCACCCCGAGAACACCAUCCCCACAGUGAAGCAUGGUGGUGGCAGCAUCAUGCUGUGGGGAUGUUUUGCAUCGGCAGGGACUGGGAAACUGGUCAGAAUUGAAGGAAUGAUGGAUGGCGCUAAAUACAGGGAAAUUCUUGAGGGAAACCUGUUUUAGUCUUCCGAGGACGGAGGUUCACCUUCCAGCAGGACAAUGACCCUAAGCAUUCUGCUAAAGCAACACUCGAGUGGUUUAAGGGGAAACAUUGAAAUGCCUUGGAAUGGCCUAGUCAAAGCACAGACCUCAAUCCAAUUGAGAAUCUGUGGUAUGGCUUAAAGAUUGCUGUACACCAGCGGAACCCAUCCAACUUGAAGGAGCUGGAGCAGUUUUGCCUUGAAGAAUGGGCAAAAAUCCCAGUGGCUAGAUGUGCCAAGCUUAUAGAGACACCCCAAAAGACUUGCAGCUGUAAUUGCUGAAAAAGGUGGUUUGUUUCACAAUUAAUAUUUUGCAUCUUCAAAGUGGUAGGCAUGUUGUGUAAAUCAAAUGACACAAACCCACAAAAAAAUCAAUUUUAAAUCCAGGUUGUAAGGCAACAAAAUAGGAAAAAUGCCAAGGGGGGUGAAUACUUUCGCAAGCCACUGUAUGUUUUACAUUUUACAUUUUACAUUUUAGUCAUUUAGCAGACGCUCUUAUCCAGAGCGACUUACAGGAGCAAUUAGGGUUAAGUGCCUUGCUCAAGGGCACAUCGACAGAUUUUUCACCUAGUCGGCUCGGGGAUUAGAACCAGCGACCUUUCGGUUACUGGCACAACGCUCUUAACCACUAAGCUACCUGCGUAUGUGUCAUACAUAGCUACACUGAACAAAAAUAUAAAUGCAACAUGUAAAAUCUCCCAUAUGCACAAAAAGCUUAUUGCUCUCAAAUUUUGUGAACACAUUUUUUUUACCUACCUGUUAGUGAGCAUUUCUCCUUUGCAAAGAUAAUCCAUCCACCUGACAGGUGUGGCAUAUCAAGAAGCUGAUUAAACAGCAUGAUCAUUAUCAGUGGCGAUUUUAGCAUGUAAAUCUUGGUGGGGCAAACUCCCACCAAAAUCUUUGAUGCAUGCCAGCAAAGCAAAGCCACUACACAACACAACACAACAUUAAACAAUACAUUAAUUGCACUAUAACGGUGACAAAUGGUGCCCACAAACUGUUAGGGCCUGUCUCAACAGCAGAGCUUUCUUUUCAGCACCAUGGAGUGAAUCCUUACCACUGCUACACCUGGCUAUCAGUGGAGCCUUGUCUGGCAGCUAAACAGUUAAUUCAGCCUCAUUUACUGCCUUUAAAAAACCCCAUAGCUGAUAUGGCUGACUUGCUUAAACAAAUGUGGUUUCUACUGACAAUUGAGAUGUACAAACUAUGGCAUAAGGGGACGACAAGCGGAUAAGAGGCAAUCCGUAAUUUCAAUUAAGACAUUCAUGAGAUGAAUGUACAUCGACAGAAUUCAGAACAUGGGCCGUUCUUACAGUGUUCUCCCUGUACACCAAGUCAGAACCGUAGGAUAAAUAAAGGGGGCAUAUAAGCAGACAAUGAAAGCUCUUACAAUAUUCGAUGAUUACAUUUCUCUAAAACAGGUUAUAGGCUACAUGUGCACCACCAAGUCAGAACAGUAGGCUAAGUUAUGAGGGGGAAAGGGACCAAAAUAUUAGGGUGAGGCACAUGGGCUACUAAAAGCUUACUACACAACAUACACUUAGUAUUACUUUCUUAGCUACAGUGUACAUAUCUCCCUGGCAUAUUACAUUGUUUAUGCAGCAGCAUAGAAUACAUUUUUGGACUCACCUUGUUGUGCUGUGCUCACUUGAACAGGAAGGUGGUGUGGCGGUCCUUCUUGUGGGCAAAUUUAGUCAUCAAACUUUGUCAUGAAAGUCUGGCAUUCUCUGGAUUUAUGGUGCUUUCAAGACAACUGGGAACGCGAAAAAAAACAAGGUCAAAUCAUGACGUCAGUGAUCUUCAGGUCGGAGCUCUAGAAAGAGGCCGACUUGGAAUUCCGAGUUGGAUGACCGUUCAAAACGUAUUUUCCCAGUCGGAGUUCCCAGUUUGUGUUGAACUCACUGAAGUCUGAGAUUUCCCAGUCAGAGUUCCCAGUUUGUGUUGAACUCACUGAAGUCUGAGAUUUCCCAGUCAGAGUUCCCAGUUUGUGUUGAACUCACUGAAGUCUGAGAUUUCCCAGUUCCGAGUUUCCAGUUGUUUUGAAGUCAUGCUGGAUUGACAGCAUGGCCAAUGUAUUCAACAUUUUCUGGCCCAUGGUGUUGAAUGUUUAUCCUUUUAAGCUUGGAAAAGAAACCCUUAAACCCAGACUUGGACCACACACCCACUCCACUGAAUAGCAGGCUAGUGAUUGUUUUGCAAUGCUUGCAGUUAGCCACUGAUUCCUUCCAAACCACUCACUGUUGAAUUUGCGAUAUCUAACUUGUGUUAUGUUUAUGUCCAAUGGCCGAUGAGCACCGAUAUGUUUUAUCUAUAAUUUCUCUCAAUAUGACAUGAAUUGAAAAGGAUUUUCCAGUAGAUUGUUGACUUGAUUCAUGAUGAUGACUGCUUGUCUAGCUUGCUAGCUAAUAUUUUGAAAGUAUGAUGUUUACAUGAUCAGUCCAAUCAAAGUUACAGUGUAUAUAUAAUGUGAUUUGACAUCAUUUUAUCUGUGGCCAAUGACCUUGAGCCUUCUUGGAUGGGCACUUCUAAUGUAACUCUAUGGCAGCACCCAAGGGGCUUGAAUUUUCGAGCUCUCCCCGUAGAUUUUGCGGUGGCAUAGUGUCCCCAUGAGUGACAGAACACUGAGCCAAUCACGCCGCCACUAGAGAACAUUACCAACCCCUACGCUCCGUAUUUUCCGCUGGCUGCCCCACCACCACAGAAAGCAGUUUUGUCACACAACACAAUGCCGAAGAUGUCUCAAGUUUUGAGGGAGCGUGCAAUUGGCAUGCUGACUGCAGGAAUAUCUACCAGAGCUGUUGCCAGAUAAUUGAAUAGAAUUUGGCAGUAUGUCCAACUGGCCUCACUGACCGCAGACCACGUGUAACCACGCCAGCCCAGGACCUCCACAUCCGGCUUCUUCGCCUGCGGGAUCGUCUGAGACCAGCCACCCGGACAGCUGAUGAAACUGUUGAUUUGCACAACCGAAGACUUUCUGCACAAACUGUCAGAAACUGUCUCAGGGAAGCUUAUCUGCGUGCUCAUCGUCCUCACCAGGGUCUUGACCUGACUACAGUUUGGCGUCGUAACCAACUUCAAUGGGCAAAUGCUCACCUUCGAUGUCCACUGGCACGCUGGAGUGUGCUCUUCACAGAUUUAUCCUGGUUUCAACUGAACUGGGCAGAUGGCAGACAGCGUGUAUGGCAUUGUGUGGGUGAGCGGUUUGCUGAUGUCAACGUUUUGAACAGAGUGCCCGUUGCUCGGCGGUGGGGUUAUGGUAUGGGCAGGCAUAAGCUACGGACAACGAACACAAUUGCAUUUUAUCAAUGGCAAUUUGAAUGCACAGAUACUGUAUACCGUGAUGAAAUCCUGAGGCCCAUUGUCGUGCCAUUCAUCCGCCGCCUUCACCUCAUGUUUCAGCAAGAUAAUGCACGGCCCCAUGUCACAAGGAUCUGUAUACAAUUUCUAGAAACUGAAAAUGUCCAAGUUCUCCCAUGACCUGCAUACUCACCAGACAUCGACGUGUACGACAGCAUGUUCCAGUUCCCGCCAAUAUCCAGCAACUUUGCACAGCCAUUGAAGAGGAGUGGGACAACAUUCCACAGGCCACAAUCAACAGCCUGAUAAACUCUAUGCGAAGAUGUGUCACGCUGCAUGAGGCAAAUGGUGGUCACACCAGAUAUUGACUCGUUUUCUGAUCGCCCCUACCUUUUUUUUUAGGGUUACCAACAGAUGCAUACAGUGGGGGAAAAAAAGUAUUUAGUCAGCCACCAAUUGUGCAAGUUCUCCCACUUAAAAAGAUGAGAGAGGCCUGUAAUUUUCAUCAUAGGUUCACGUCAACUAUGACAGACAAAUUGAGAAAAAAAAAUCCAGAAAAUCACAUUGUAGGAUUUUUAAUGAAUUUAUUUGCAAACUAUGGUGGAAAAUAAGUAUUUGGUCACCUACAAACAAGCAAGAUUUCUGGCUCUCACAGACCUGUAACUUCUUCUUUAAGAGGCUCCUCUGUCCUCCACUCGUUACCUGUAUUAAUGGCACCUGUUUGAACUUGUUAUCAGUAUAAAAGACACCUGUCCACAACCUCAAACAGUCACACUCCAAACUCCACUAUGGCCAAGACCAAAGAGCUGUCAAAGGACACCAGAAACAAAAUUGUAGACCUGCACCAGGCUGGGAAGACUGAAUCUGCAAUAGGUAAGCAGCUUGGUUUGAAGAAAUCAACUGUGGGAGCAAUUAUUAGCAAAUGGAAGACAUACAAGACCACUGAUAAUCUCCCUCGAUCUGGGGCUCCACGCAAGAUCUCACCCCGUGGGGUCAAAAUGAUCACAAGAACGGUGAGGAAAAAUCCCAGAACCACACGGGGGGACCUAGUGAAUGACCUGCAGAGAGCUGGGACCAAAGUAACAAAGCCUACCAUCAGUAACACACUACGCCGCCAGGGACUCAAAUCCUGCAGUGCCAGACGUGUCCCCCUGCUUAAGCCAGUACAUGUCCAGGACCGUCUGAAGUUUGCUAGAGUGCAUUUGGAUGAUCCAGAAGAGGAUUGGGAGAAUGGCAUAUGGUCAGAUGAAACCAAAAUAUAACGUUUUGGUAAAAACUCAACUCGUCGUGUUUGGACGACAAAGAAUGCUGAGUUGCAUCCAAAGAACACCAUACCUACUGUGAAGCAUGGGGGUGGAAACAUCAUGCUUUGGGGCUGUUUUUCUGCAAAGGGACCAGGACAACUGAUCCGUGUAAAGGAAAGAAUGAAUGGGGCCAUGUAUCGUGAGAUUUUGAGUGAAAACCUCCUUCCAUCAGCAAGGGCAUUGAAGAUGAAACGUGGCUGGGUCUUUCAGCAUGACAAUGAUCCCAAACACACCGUCCGGGCAACGAAGGAGUGGCUUCGUAAGAAGCAUUUCAAGGUCCUGGAGUGGCCUAGCCAGUCUCCAGAUCUCAACCCCAUAGAAAAUCUUUGGAGGGAGUUGAAAGUCCGUGUUGCCCAGCGACAGCCCCAAAACAUCACUGCUCUAGAGGAGAUCUGCAUGGAGGAAUGGGCCAAAAUACCAGCAACAGUGUGUGAAAACCUUGUGAAGACUUACAGAAAACGUUUGACCUGUGUCAUUGCCAACAAAGGGUAUAUAACAAAGUAUUGAGAAACUUUUGUUAUUGACCAAAUACUUAUUUUCCACCAUAAUUUGCAAAUAAAUUCAUUAAAAAUCCUACAAUGUGAUUUUCUGGAUUUUUUUUCUCAUUUUGUCUGUCAUAGUUGACGUGUACCUAUGAUGAAAAUUACAGGCCUCUCUCAUCUUUUUAAGUGGGAGAACUUGCACAAUUGGUGGCUGACUAAAUACUUUUUUCCCCACUGUAUCUGUAUUCCCAGUCAUGUGAAAUACAUAGAUUAGAUUAGGGCCUAAUUUAUUUAUUUCAAUUGACUAAUUUCCUUAUAUGAACUGUAACUCAGUAAAAUCUUUGAAAUUGUUGCGUUUUAUAUUUUUGUUCAGUGUAUUUAUUUGAUUAUAUUAACCUGAUAGUUCCCCUGUAUUCCAUCCAGAUGUUGUACUACGUGAAGGACCCAGGUGCUACAGUCACAUUCUACCAGAGCCUCCUGGACAGGAAUGGAAAACUACUCAUCAUUCUGGUGUCUGGUGAGUCAGUUGAGUUGAUGUAUAUCUACAAGCAUUGGUUAUGUUAUCAGACUCCAUGCCAGACCUCUGUUAUACUGUUAUACUUUACCAUAUAAUUACAUAUUACAACUAAUUAAUCAUGAGUUACUAUUAGAACUAAGUAAUUUAAUAGCAUAUCUGUGGUGGUUACACUGUGUGUUCUGUUACUAUGGGUGGUUACACUGUGUGUUCUGUUACUAUGGGUGGUUACACUGUGUGUUCUGUUUCUAUGGGUGGUUACACUGUGUGUAAUGUCUGUAGGUGAGAGUGGCUGGGGGAAGCUGUGGAGAACCUUCAGGACUCAGCUGUGCAACACAGAGAUCAGUCAGUGUGUGACUACAGGUGAUAUUAAAGCCUACCUGGAGUCUAAGACAGUGAGUUACCAGAGCUACAAGCUGCCAUCUCAAAUGGACAUCACAGAGUGUUUCACUGAGGGGGACCAGAGAGGAGAACUGCUCCUGGACUUCCUGACUGAGGUGUUAAACUUCAGCUCCACAGCUCCUCCUGAGCUGAAGAGAGGAGUUCUAGACCUGCUGAAGACCCCAGACUGCAGCAAGGAGGUGGAUGGGAGGGUCAUCUUUAAUAACACCCUGGAGGUGCUGGUGGUCGACCCUCUACAGUAACAUAGGAAUAGAUCUCAAAAUGCUGUAGCAACAAUGUGUAUCACUGAUAAACACUGAGUAUACAAAAUAUUAGGAACACUUUCUCUUUCCAUGACAUAGACUGA
This is a messenger RNA of Coregonus sp. 'balchen', 19664 nucleotides long. NCBI's taxonomy places the organism in Eukaryota, Metazoa, Chordata, Actinopteri, Salmoniformes, Salmonidae. The record is from the annotation of a GenBank genome assembly.